Vollenhovia emeryi is the source of this 1822-nucleotide messenger RNA. RefSeq names its product cAMP-dependent protein kinase catalytic subunit (gene Pka-C1). Gene Ontology annotation, biological process: peptidyl-serine phosphorylation. NCBI's taxonomy places the organism in Eukaryota, Metazoa, Arthropoda, Insecta, Hymenoptera, Formicidae. Gene Ontology annotation, cellular component: cAMP-dependent protein kinase complex; nucleus. The record is from RefSeq and is a predicted model, not a curated record. Gene Ontology annotation, molecular function: cAMP-dependent protein kinase activity; ATP binding. The coding region runs from base 81 to 1142 and encodes 353 amino acids. The transcript has a single exon.
GAAGACGUAGCAGUCCUCUGGAUUACCUCAAGUCCCGUGGAGCUGCCCUGGCAGACUCGGGCACCAGCUCGGCAGCUAAGAUGGGCAACAAUGCCGCGACCGCCAACAAGAAGGUCGACGCUGCCGAGAGCGUCAAGGAGUUCCUCGACAAGGCGAAGAAGGAGUUCGAGGACAAGUGGAAGAAGAACCCGACCAACACCGCCGGGCUGGACGACUUCGAGCGCAUCAAGACCCUCGGCACCGGCUCGUUCGGCCGCGUCAUGAUCGUCCAGCACAAGCCCACCAAGGAGUACUACGCCAUGAAGAUACUCGACAAGCAGAAGGUCGUCAAGCUGAAGCAGGUCGAGCACACGCUCAACGAGAAGAGGAUACUGCAGGCCAUCAGCUUCCCGUUCCUCGUGUCGUUGCGCUUUCACUUCAAGGACAACUCUUACCUGUACAUGGUGCUGGAGUACGUGCCCGGCGGCGAGAUGUUCAGCCACCUGCGCAAGGUCGGCCGCUUCUCGGAGCCGCACUCGCGCUUCUACGCCGCCCAGAUCGUCCUCGCGUUCGAGUACCUGCACUACCUCGACCUCAUCUACCGGGACCUCAAGCCGGAGAACCUGCUCAUCGACUCGCAGGGCUACCUCAAGGUCACCGACUUUGGCUUCGCCAAGAGGGUGCAGGGACGGACGUGGACCCUGUGCGGCACGCCCGAGUACCUCGCGCCCGAGAUCAUCCUCAGCAAGGGCUACAACAAGGCGGUCGACUGGUGGGCGCUCGGCGUGCUCGUCUACGAGAUGGCCGCCGGCUAUCCGCCCUUCUUCGCCGACCAGCCGAUCCAGAUCUACGAGAAGAUCGUCAGCGGCAAGCCCCGCUUCCCCUCGCACUUCGGUUCCGACCUCAAGGAUCUGCUGCGCAAUCUCCUGCAGGUCGACCUCACUAAGAGGUACGGCAACCUCAAGGCGGGCGUCAACGACAUCAAGGGCCACAAGUGGUUCGCCAGCACCGACUGGAUAGCCGUCUUCCAGAAGCGAAUAGAGGCGCCGUUCAUACCGCGCUGCAAGGGACCAGGCGACACCAGCAAUUUCGACGAUUACGAGGAGGAGACCCUGAGGAUCUCGCUGACGGAGAAGUGCGCCAAGGAGUUCGCCGAGUUUUGAACGCUGCGCCGGCUCGGCAGAUUGCUCGCAACCAAGAGGUGGACGCCGCGCGUCGCGACGUCGCGCAAGCUCGCGUCGAGCCAACGCGGUACGGCGCUCCUUCGUCAUCGCCGUCGUCACGUUGGUGAUUCGCUUUUUUUGCGAAACAGAGCGAGAGAGAGAGUAAAAGAGCGGACGAGAGAAAGAGUGAAAGAGAGAAGGGUGCAUCUGUGUGUGUCAGCGCGUAUCCGCGUGUAACGACAGCUCUCGAAAGCUAGGCGCGAGUCGGAGUAGAGUCUUUUCUUUUUUGCCUCGAGAUUUCUCGCGGGCGAUACCGAAGGGAAGGGUGUAUCACUCCAGAUAGGGAGGGGGGAGAGAAGUACGCGUAGGAGCACGUGGAGCAAUUCGCUCGCUUCUCGUUUCGUUGCGCCGCUCGAGAAAGAGAGAGAGAGAGAGAGCAGGAAGGAGAGAAACGCGAAGCACACCGGUUGGAUAACACCGGGACGUUUACACGCUGGCGGUCGAGCGUCCGAGAAUUAUAUACACGCAUAACUUUUCGUUGUCACGUAUGUAGUAGACGUCGCACACGCGCCAGCAUCCACUUUUUACAUGAAGAAAUCUCAUUUUUUUUAGUCGGAUAAUCGAUCCAUUAACGUAAUAAGGACUACACUAUUUAGAUAUACGCAUAUGUUCGCCACUCA